UUGCUCUCUAACCGCUCUCUGACUGCAGCUUCAGCACAGUUAGCAGCCCGAGCUAAUCCGGCUAACAGCUAACAGCUAACGGCUAGCUAGUGGCGCUAUGAUGGCGGAGCUGGUACAGGGACAGGCCUCGAUGAACCAGCCGGGGCUGAAAUCAGAUGGCCUGGCCGAUGUUUUACAGAGGGCCCGGCAGAUGGUGGGUAAGAUGGGCGGAGAAGCCAUGUCUCACCUCAACAGCUCCUCAGGAAGUGUCGAGCCCUCGCUCUACUACUCCGGCCAGAAACGACCAGGAGAGGACGGAGUAGGUAACCAACUAGCAGCCAUGGGGCAUCAAAGCAGGGUAAUCACAGAGGAUUACAAGGUCCCCGACAGGAUGGUUGGCUUCAUUAUUGGAAGAGGAGGUGAACAGAUAACCAGGAUCCAGUUGGAGUCCGGCUGCAAGAUCCAGAUUGCUGCUGACAGCGGAGGUCUGAUGGAGCGGCCAUGUUCCCUGACUGGAACUCCAGAGAGCAUUGAGCAGGCGAAGCGUCUGCUGGUCCAGAUCGUAGAUCGCUGUAGAAACGGUCCGGGUUUCCAUGGCGACGGUGAAGGCGGAGCCUCUGUGCAGGAGAUGCUGAUCCCGGCCAGUAAGGUGGGGCUGGUGAUUGGCCGAGGAGGAGACACCAUCAAACAGCUGCAGGAGCGAGCAGGGGUGAAGAUGAUGAUGAUCCAGGACGGUCCGAUGCCAACAGGAGCUGACAAACCUCUCCGCAUCUCUGGAGACCCGUACAAAGUGCAGGCAGCGAGGGAGUUGGUGUUGGAGGUGAUCAGAGAGAAGGACGGAGAUUUCAGGUCGGGGCGCAACGACUUCAGCGCCCGUCUGGGAGGAACCAGCCUGGACUCUGUUUCUCUGCAGGUGCCAGUUCCCAGGUUUGCUGUUGGCAUCGUGAUUGGCAGGAACGGAGAAAUGAUUAAGAAGAUCCAGAAUGAUGCAGGAGUCCGAAUCCAGUUUAAAGCAGAUGAUGGCAUCAGUCCGGAGCGUGUUGCCAUGGUGAUGGGUCAGCCAGACCGCUGUCAGCAUACUGUCCACCUCAUCAAUGAGCUCAUUCAGACCGCACAGGAGCGUGAUGGUUUUGGCUCGGCCCUGCGGGGUGGGAGGGUAAGAGGUCGUGGUGAUUGGACUAUGGGCUCUCCUGGUCCACUACAGGAAGUGACCUACACCAUCCCUGCUGACAAGUGUGGCCUGGUCAUCGGUAAAGGUGGAGAAACCAUCAAGAGUAUUAACCAGCAGUCUGGAGCCCACGUGGAGCUGCAGAGGAACCCUCCCCCCUCUACGGACCCCAACACCCGGGUCUUCACCAUCAGAGGCACCGCCCAGCAGAUGGACCUGGCCCGCCAGCUCAUAGACGACAAGAUCGGGGGUUCAGGUAUCAUGAGUAAUGGAGGUUUUGGCUUCAGUCCCUUCACCCAGGGCCCUGCUACACACCAGAACUGUGGCAGCGGUCAGACCUUCCUGACUGGCGUUUGGGGAAACACCUACCAGACCAGCUGGCAGAACCCUGGACAACAAGACCCUGGUCAGCAGAGCCAGCCUCAGAGCUUGAUGACAGACUACAGUAAGGCCUGGGAGGACUACUACAAGAAACAGAGUCAGUCCUCUCAGCAGAGUUCGGUGCCAGACUACACUGCAGCGUUAGCAGAAUACUACAGGCAGCAGCCCUACCUGUGGAACGCCGCCCAGAUACAGGAUCACUAGAGGCUCAUUCGUCACCGGUGAAGGCCUCGGAUGGUCGUCGACGGCAACCGAAUCGGGGUUUCCUAGCAACGCUCUGCCGCUUCCUCCUUCCUUUUGUAGAGAAAAAUAAGGAUUAACUGAAAAAUCACGAACUCUUUUCUUUCUGUUUUUUAACCUUACAAAGUUGAUAUUUUGUCGGGCAGAUUUUUUUGGACUAGCCUCUGGUCUCCACAGUGUAGACCUGGUUUUUCUUUUUGUUUUAUUUUUUAUCAAACUUGAACUUAAAGAUGUAUCAGUGUGGCUUUGAACAAAAAAAUCCAGUAUAAUCUAUAUUUUGUCUAGUUUUAUUUUCCAAUAAGAAAACGGUAUAAGGCUUAGCAGUCUUGAGUAAUAAAAUCAGAUAUUAUUAUUAUUAUUAUUUUGUUUAUGAUAAUGUUUUAAAGCAUGCGUCAGAUUGUGUGUUGACUCUCAGUUAUUUUUUUUUUUUAUUUUGGCAUAGAAAUAUUUUAAUAGCGUCAGAUGGAAAUUUAAUGUUUUACCGUCAGAGACAAAACUGUUUUUUGUACUAAAUUUGUGCUCGCUGGGUCUGUUUGUUCUCGAUCUAAUUUUACCUGUUUAGUCGCCAUCUUGGAGGUGCAAUGACGCGUUUAUUGUUUUCUUUUGGUUUGAUGAUAGUUCUUAUUCCUGUAUCUCUAUAGUGACUCUUUAGUUUUUAUGAUGUAAUGAUGAAUAAAUGACGAUUUAUAUUGCGUUGUCUAAAGCCGGAUCUCUCUGUGGUCAAACUGUUUUUGUCCUCCACAGGAUUUAAACCUCUAGCCGACACCAUGUUUCCCCGCCUCAACUUUCAUUACAAAAAGGGGAUAAAUGACUAUUUUCUUACAAAGUGAAACUUUAUUAUUGUUAUUGUAACUUAGUUCUGCAUUUCUACUUUGCUGAUUUGUUUAUAGAAGAAGUGUGAGCUGAACAAUGAAGUUAUCGAUUCUAUUAGCAAUGUAAACUGGCGUGUUAGCUAAACGUGUGUUAACACACGAACAAUGUUUGUUAGCAAAAAUAUGUGUUACCUCAACUGUGUUGGCUGAAUGUGGUGCUUAAACUGUUUCUGUUAGCUGUGUUGUAUUAGCUGAAUGUUAACUGAAAGGUGUGUUGUCUGAACAAUGUUUUUGUUAGCUGUGUGUGUUAGCUUAGCGGUUUGCGUUAGCUUUUACUGAACAUGCACAUUACGAAUUUGUGUUAGUUGAAUCAAAGUGGAGGCUGAACUGUUUCUGGGUUCCAGUGUGUGUUAGCAGAGUCUACUGGAUGUGUAGCUAUUAGCUAAACGUGUGCACUAAUUUAACUUUGCAGCGCUCAUGAUUAAUCGUAAAUAGCAGAGUAAGGAAAAAACAUUCACUUCAGCCUCCCAGUUGUAAUUGUAAAAAACAUAUCCGCAAACCAGUGACAAAAUGGCUCCAAAGAACCUUCACUGGCAUUAACAUCUAAAUAAAACCCAAUAAACAAGAAUAUAAUCCACUCUGCUAGUUAGAAAUAACUGCUAUAACAAUGUAAAACAUUCAAACACAUUGAUCUACUAUAACUACAUGGCUAGCUAAGCAUUAUCUUUGAAUAAUUUGUUAGGGUUCCUAAAAUCUCCCUUAUUCUCUAAACAUGACGUGAAUACAGCAUUAGUUAAAUAAAUUGUUAGCUAAUGUGCUGGCAGUAUGAACCUGUUAGUUAAACCAUGUACAUUAGCAAAACUGUUGUAGCUUAAUGGCGCGUGUUAGCUAAACUGUGUUUUGUGAACUUGUAGCUAAACUUGUGUGUUAGACGUGUGGUGUGUCAGAGUUAAACGGUGUGUAUGUUAGCUGUAUGUUGUGUGUCUGUUAAGGCUGGAUUAUGCUCCUCGAACAUGCACGGUUGUCAAAUUUUCGUGGCUCUUUUAUACGAACGUGGAAGUAUUUUUUCCUUUUUACUUUUCCAACCCAACUCCCAACAGGUUUUUGGAUUGUUUAAAACAUGUUGUUUAGAUUAGGAAGACUUUAAAGUUUCACCCCUAAAGCCCUCUUUGCAUAAAUACAAAGAGAGGUUUGUGCACCUUCAUAGAGGUGUAAUUCCAACCUUAGCUGUAUGUUUGUUAGCAGCGUGUGUGUCGUAUUUUUGUGCGUUAGCUAAACGUUGUUGUGUUGGACCACAGAGAGAUUUGUCUUGUGUUGAGGGAGAUCUGGCGGCUGUUGAGUUGAAUAUUGAAUCAGUGGUUCUGCUUCUUGUAUGUGUGAUAAUGAUGAUGAUAAUAAUAAUGACGACGAUAAUAAUGAGUUCUCCUGUACAAGGGUCUAUUUAAAUCUCUUUAUCCAGUUUGAAUAUUCAGUUUGUCGAUAAGAUAAUAUGGUUUGUGUAAAUUUCCACUCUGGCGGGUGCUCUCCAGUUAAAAAUGUACUUUGUUAUCCUGUUAAAAAUGAUAUUGUUUAAUUCACAUGUGUCUAACCGAUUUGCAAAGAGAAGCUGAGUAUGUGUUAUUUUCUCAAGACUGCUAGGCUAACUGUCUCUAUCUCCUCUUCUUGUCUGUCUCAGUCUGUCCGGACGUCACCACAUUUAAAAAGUUAGUGGGAUUUGUGAUUUUCUUUUUUUUUUUUUUUUUUUUUUCUUUUUUUUUCUAAACACGUCUGUAAUCGGACCAGGCGCGUUGAAUUGUCCCCAAGCUCGUUAGCGUGGCGGCUCUGAGACUAGGAGAGCUGUAGUGAGGGGAUUUUGCUCCCCGAAAAAUAAUUAAACACUGGAGUGGACGGUGGCUCGAUGUCCAGCCCCAGUUCCAGGGUUCCGAAGGUGUCGACUGUUAGAACCCGCACUGGGUUUAAAAUAGUUAAUAACUGGUCAGCGGGGUCACACAAAGCCUCCCCAACGUCCCAGUCCCAGGGCCAGGACUGAACACGACAUCACCUUCCACUCCGGUUUAGAUCUUCCUAGUCCCGACUCCUCGUCCUGAAGGGGUUAUAGGGAGCUUUUUGGUUUCUUGGUUUCUGUUGUUUUUCUAACGGACAGAUGUCCUAACUGUAACCUGCAGAUUUUUCUAUUAGAUUCUAUUGACCGAGUUGUGUAUGAACCCGAGCCACGAGACUGUCGGUGGCCGAGAAAUGGGAAGAUGGAUGAUGAUGAUUAACAUGAGGGCUAAUAAACAGGCUCAAUCUUUCUGA
This is a messenger RNA of Perca fluviatilis (European perch), 4875 nucleotides long. Its product is annotated as far upstream element-binding protein 3-like. NCBI's taxonomy places the organism in Eukaryota, Metazoa, Chordata, Actinopteri, Perciformes, Percidae. The record is from RefSeq and is a predicted model, not a curated record. The transcript is spliced from 18 exons. Gene Ontology annotation, biological process: regulation of gene expression. Gene Ontology annotation, molecular function: mRNA binding. Bases 98 to 1732 code for a protein of 544 amino acids. Gene Ontology annotation, cellular component: nucleus; cytoplasm.